This is a messenger RNA of Volvox carteri f. nagariensis, 1458 nucleotides long. RefSeq lists its product as uncharacterized. The transcript has 10 exons. NCBI's taxonomy places the organism in Eukaryota, Viridiplantae, Chlorophyta, Chlorophyceae, Chlamydomonadales, Volvocaceae. The record is from RefSeq and is a predicted model, not a curated record. The coding region runs from base 1 to 1458 and encodes 485 amino acids.
AUGGACAAGCAGUUAUCGGUAAAGUGUGGAGUCGAGCCAGUGACUUCGUUUAUGCGGCUUGCACACACGGCGCUGGAUGGAACCGUGGAGAGCUUUGUCAACAUUUUUGAUAAUAUCUCUGAACGCCUCUGCAAGCGCCAGGAAUCCUUUCCAGAGCCUCUUCAUGGAAUGGUGGCUAUCGUGACGGGCGGCAAUGCGGGCAUCGGCUUCGCGACCGCUCAGCAACUGGCUCGGCGCGGGGCGCAUGUCGUACUGGCGUGCAGGGAUAAGGCCCGCGCGGAGGCGGCAGUGCAGGCCAUUGCCAGGACUCCACCCCUUCCAGGCUGCGAGCCGCUACCGCCACCGCCGCCGCCGCCGCCACCGUCGUCCCCCAAGACACCGCCCGCCACAGCCGCGACCACCUGCGGCAGUAGCAGUCGCUGUAGCAGUCCCAGGCUCUGCAACGGCAUUCGGUCCUCCGCCGCCCCCAACUGCUCUCCUCCUCUUUCUCCUCUUCCUCUUCCUCCUCCUGCUGUUACCGCUGCUGCUGCUCCUCUGCUGAGUGUGGAAUCCAUGGAUCUGGAUUUGGGUCGGCUGUCAAGUGUACGGAGCUUUGCGGAGGAGUGGCGGCGCAGGGGCCUGCCCCUCCACCUGCUGGUGUGCAACGCCGGGGUGAUGGGACCGCCGCAGCGGCUGGAGACACAAGAUGGGCUGGAGGUGCAGUUCCAGGUGAACUUCCUGUCCCAUUGGUUGCUGGCAAAUCAGCUGAUGGGUGUUGAAAGAGAUCGACGCGUCGCCGCCGCCGUUGCCGCUGACGCACCGGCGGCGGCGGCGGUAAGCAGUGCCGCACGCGCCGGUGGCGGAUCGACGCGUGUGGUCGUGGUGACGAGUCUGACUCACCGGGCGGGGCCACUCCAAUGGCACGAUAAGCAAAGCACACGCAGUUACGAGCCGUUCCUGUCGUACGGCCUGUCCAAGCUCGCCAAUAUUUUAACGGCCAAGGAGCUUCAGCGGCGGUUUGACAUGAGCCCCGAGUACGGCCAAGAUACGGCAGUUGCCGUACACCCAGGCCUUGUCAGUACGGAUCUUGCGAACGGCUUUUUUGCGCAUCGCAGUACGGGGUGGGCGGCGGACUCCCCGUUGAAGCCCCUCGUGGAGGCCGCGAUGGAGGGGUUCGGUCAACUGGUAAGCCAUCAGCGUUGUUGUGAGGUCGGGCCGCUGUUGAUGCGCACUCCGGAGCAGUCGGCUGCGGUGAUGCUUCACGCCUGCCUGGCGCCGUCAGCUCGUGUGGCGGGGAGCUACCUGGCCCUUGGCAGGACUGCGCAACCGGACCAGGCUGCGGAAGACACCUCGAUGGCUUCGGAGCUGUGGCGGCUACCCCCAUCCCACAUAACCCUCAUGCAAACCCACGGGAACCCUAAAGAAACUGCCGGUGAUAAGCCGGAGAGAGGAGGCUUGCUAGCUGAGGUGCCCAGGUAG